GUGAUAUUUAAAUAUACUGACAUAUUUAACCCAUAGAUUGUCAUCAGUUAUUUAGUAUACAUUACUAUAGAAAACACAAGUAAAAAUGGAGAACUGGCAAUUAAUAUAUUUUUUUUUGAUAAUUUCCUGUUUGACAUUUAACGAAGGUAAUAAAAUUAAAUAUUCAAAUGAAAAAAAUAUAUGCCCGUUUGAAAAAGAUACGAAAAUAAAAAUUGCUAAAGUUAUUGAUAUUGAAACAUUAAAACUAGCUCACAAGAGUAGUUGCGAAUUGAACGAGAAUACAACUAUAAACGCUGCUGUAAAUGGGCAUUUAGAAUGUUUAAAAUAUGCACAUGAAAAUGGAUGCCCAUGGGAUGAAGACACAGCCGAAGCAGCUGCAAAAUAUGGUAAUGUAGAAAACUUAAAAUAUGUUUAUAAAAACGGCUGUCAAUGGGAUAAAAGAACAACAAGCGCUGCUGCUGCAUAUGGGCACUUAGAAUGCUUAAUAUAUGCACAUAAAAACGGAUGUCCAUGGGAUGAAGGCACAACUGAAGCAGCUGCAAAAUAUGGUCAUUUAGAUUGUUUAAAAUAUUUACAUGAAAAUGGCUGUCCAUGGGAUGAAUACACAACUAGAGAAGCUGCUGCUAAUGGUCAUUUAAAAUGUCUAGUAUAUGCCCAUGAAAAUGGAUGUCCUUGGUAUGAAGGAAUAACAAGGAUUGCUGCUGGGAAUGGCCAUUUGGACUGUUUAAAAUAUGCACAUAUAAAUAAAUGUGAUUGGGAUGAUACAAUAAUGGAACUAGCGGCUGCUAAUGGUGAUUUAGAAAUUUUAAAAUAUUUACAUGAAAAUGGCUGUCCAUGGGAUGAAUACACAACUAGAGAAGCUGCUGCUAAUGGUCAUUUAAAAUGUCUAGUAUAUGCCCAUGAAAAUGGAUGUCCUUGGUAUGAAGGAAUAACAAGGAUUGCUGCUGGGAAUGGCCAUUUGGACUGUUUAAAAUAUGCACAUAUAAAUAAAUGUGAUUGGGAUGAUACAAUAAUGGAACUAGCGGCUGCUAAUGGUGAUUUAGAAAUUUUAAAAUAUUUACAUGAAAAUGGCUGUCCAUGGGAUGAAUACACAACUAGAGAAGCUGCUGCUAAUGGUCAUUUAAAAUGUCUAGUAUAUGCCCAUGAAAAUGAAUGUCCAUGGGAUGAUGGUAUAACAUGGGUUGCUUCAGAGAAUGGACAUUUUGAAUGCUUAAAAUAUGCACAUGAAAACGGAUGUCCAUUAAAUGAUAGUAUAACAUGGGUAGCUUCAGAGAAUGGACAUUUUAAAUGCUUAAAAUAUGCACAUGAAAAUGGAUGCAAAUGGGCCAUCGGCACAACUGAAGCUGCUGCUAAAAGAGGUAACCUUGAUUGUUUAAAAUAUGCUGUUGAAAAUGGAUGUCAUUGGGAUGAGGGUACAACCAGAGUUGCUGCAGCAGGUGGUUAUUUAGAUUGCUUAAUCUAUGCCCAUCAAAAUGGAUGCAAAUGGGAUGAAGGCACAACAAGAGCUGCAGCAUUAGGAGGGUACAUUAAUUGUUUAAAAUAUGCUCAUGAAAAUGGAUGUGACUGGGAUAUAGGGACAACUAGAGUUGCUACUGUGGGCGGUCAUUUAAACUGCUUAAUAUAUGCUCAUGAAAAUGGUUGUCCAUGGGAUGAUCAUAUAACAAGAGUUGCUGUUGAAUAUGGCCAUUUAGAAUGUUUAAAAUAUGCACAUGUAAAUAAAUGCGAAUGGGAUGAAACAAUAACGGAAUUAGCUGCUACUAAUGGUGAUUUAGAAAUUUUAAAAUAUUUACAUGAAAAUGGCUGUCCAUGGGAUGAAUACACAACUAGAGAAGCUGCUGCUAAUGGUCAUUUAAAAUGUCUAGUAUAUGCCCAUGAAAAUGGAUGUCCUUGGUAUGAAGGAAUAACAAGGAUUGCUGCUGGGAAUGGCCAUUUGGACUGUUUAAAAUAUGCACAUAUAAAUAAAUGUGAUUGGGAUGAUACAAUAAUGGAACUAGCGGCUGCUAAUGGCGAUUUAGAAAUUUUAAAAUAUUUACAUGAAAAUGGCUGUCCAUGGGAUGAAUACACAACUAGAGAAGCUGCUGCUAAUGGUCAUUUAAAAUGUCUAGUAUAUGCCCAUGAAAAUGGAUGUCCUUGGUAUGAAGGAAUAACAAGGAUUACUGCUGGGAAUGGCCAUUUGGACUGUUUAAAAUAUGCACAUAUAAAUAAAUGUGAUUGGGAUGAUACAAUAAUGGAACUAGCGGCUGCUAAUGGUGAUUUAGACAUUUUAAAAUAUGCACAUGAAAAUGGUUGUCCAUGGGAUGAAUACACAACUAGAGAAGCUGCUGCUAACGGUCAUUUAAAAUGUCUAGUAUAUGCCCAUGAAAAUGGAUGCCCUUGGAAUGAUGGUAUAACAUUAGAAGCUACAAAAAAUGGCGAUUUAGAAAUUUUAAAAUAUGCACAUGAAAAUGGAUGCCCAUGGGAUAAUAGCAUAACUAAAGUGGCUACCGAAAGUGGUAAUUUAGAAAUUUUAAAAUAUGCACAUGAAAAUGGUUGUCCAUGGGAUGUUGGUAUAACUAAAGUGGCUACCGAAAGUGGUAAUUUAGAAAUUUUAAAAUAUGCACAUGAAAAUGGUUGUCAAUGGGAUGACGACUUACUUACUGUGGCUAUUAAAAGAAGUAGUAUAGAAAUUUUAAAGUAUCUAAAUGAGAAUGGAUGUCUAUGGGAUGAAAAAACAACUACAACUGCUGCAUGUUAUGGUAAUUUAGAAUACUUAAAGUAUGUUCAUGAAAACGGAUGUAAAUGGGCCAUUGGCACAACUAAAGCUGCUGCUUUUACAAGGAAUUUUGAUUGUUUAAAAUAUGCACAUGAAUAUGGAUGUUCAUGGGAUUAUGACACAACUAGAGUUUCUGCAGCUAGUGGUUGUUUAGACUGUUUAAAGUAUGCUCAUGAAAAGGAGUGUCCAUGGGAUGAAAGAACAUCAGUUACAGCUGCCGUGCAUGGUAAUUUAGAUUGUUUAAAAUAUGCUCAUGAACAUGGAUAUAAAUGUAUUGAAGGAACAAUGAGAGGGGCUGCUGCGAAUCGAAAUGUAGGAUGCCUCAAAUAUGCCUAUGAAAAUGGUUGUGAAUGGGAUGAAGGCACAACAAGGGAAGCUGCUGCGAGUGGUUGCAUUAGUUGUCUGAAAUUUGCUCAUGAAAAUGGAUGUAAUUGGGAUGAAGGAACAAUAGCUACCGCUGCCAUGCGUGGUAAUUUAAAUUGCCUAAUAUAUGCCCACGAAAAUGGUUGUAAAUGGGAUGAAGGCACUACAAGACUUGCUGCUGCAAAUCGUCAGUAUCAUUGUUUAAAAUAUGCACAUGAGCAUAAUUGUCCAUGGAGUAGAAAUACCAUUUAUGAAGCUACUAUAAGAGGCUUUUUUGAUAUAACCAGUUAUGCGUAUGGAAAUAACUGCCCUAAUUAGUUUUCUGAUAAAAUAUAGUUUAUUUUUUAAUUGUCUUAAGCUAAAAUAAUAAUAAUUUUAUUGAUUACAUUUAUGCCAUUUUAUUUGCUUAAUAAAUACUCUUUUUGAAAGUAUAACUAAAAUUCUUAAAAAAAUAUUUUUCCGAAUUUUGUUAUUAUAUUACGUAAUUAGUAAUAAAUGCAUCUAAAACUCAAAAUUCUAUAUUAUCUAUAGUUUAAACUUAAAAUUUUAGCUUCGAUGAGAAGCUGAGAAGGUAUUGGUUUUACUAUGAUGUGUUUU
Daktulosphaira vitifoliae (grape phylloxera) is the source of this 3712-nucleotide messenger RNA. RefSeq lists its product as uncharacterized. The record is from RefSeq and is a predicted model, not a curated record. Bases 86 to 3433 code for a protein of 1115 amino acids. NCBI's taxonomy places the organism in Eukaryota, Metazoa, Arthropoda, Insecta, Hemiptera, Phylloxeridae. Gene Ontology annotation, molecular function: protein binding. The transcript has 4 exons.